This is a messenger RNA of Passer montanus (Eurasian tree sparrow), 444 nucleotides long. It is a transcript of the gene NABP2, whose product is annotated as nucleic acid binding protein 2. The transcript has 5 exons. The annotation marks the transcript as partial. Gene Ontology annotation, biological process: response to ionizing radiation; mitotic cell cycle checkpoint signaling; double-strand break repair via homologous recombination. Gene Ontology annotation, molecular function: DNA binding. Gene Ontology annotation, cellular component: SOSS complex. Lineage: Eukaryota; Metazoa; Chordata; Aves; Passeriformes; Passeridae. The record is from RefSeq and is a predicted model, not a curated record.
CUGAUUGGCUGCGCUCGCGGACUUCCGGGAGCGGCCGCGGCGGCGGCGGCGCCGUGCCCGGUGCCACCAUGAGCUCCGAGACCCUUGUCAAGGACGUCAAGCCCGGCCUCAAGAACCUCAACCUCAUCUUCAUCGUGCUGGAGACGGGCCGGGUGACCAAGACCAAGGACGGCCACGAGGUCAGGACGUGCAAGGUGGCCGACAAGACCGGCAGCAUCAACAUCUCCGUGUGGGACGACGUGGGCAACCUCAUCCAGCCCGGGGACAUCAUCCGCCUCACCAAGGGCUACGCCUCCGUCUUCAAGGGCUGCCUGACGCUCUACACCGGCCGAGGGGGGGACCUGCAGAAGAUUGGAGAGUUCUGCAUGGUUUACUCCGAGGUGCCCAACUUCAGCGAGCCCAACCCCGAGUACGCGGCGCAGCAGGGCCAGGGCAAGGGGGUGA